GGCGUUGGGCUUUCCCCUGAAUCACGUGACGACUGGCGCCCUCAUCGUGUCUGUCCGUCCAGAAUCUCCCUCUCUACCACUUACAGGACGGUUAGCGUCUCCUGUUCGGCACCAUGUUCCGAGCUCUUUCCCGUUUAUCGACCUCAGGUUUCCGAAGUGUGGCUCGGACACGGACCGGUUACUCGGCUCCCCUGGCAUCCAGAUGUUAUUCCCAUGGGAAAGUGGAGACGGAGGAGGAGUUUGAUUCUCGUUGGGUCACCUACUUCAGCAAACCUGACAUUGAUGCCUGGGAGCUGAGGAAAGGCAUGAACACUUUAAUUGGAUAUGACCUGGUCCCAGAACCCAAGAUCCUGGAUUCAGCACUAAGAGCCUGUCGUAGGCUGAACGAUCUCGCCAGCGCCAUCCGCAUCCUUGAAGCUGUCAAGGACAAAGCAGGUUCCCACAAAGAAAUCUAUCCCUACGUGAUCCAAGAGCUGAAGCCCACCCUUACAGAACUUGGCAUCUCAACACCAGAGGAGCUUGGAAUUGAUAAGCUGUAGACUGUCGAGGCCUUUUUGAGUGAUGAUUCUCCUGAUUGACUCCCAUUGGAAAUGUCUAUAUUGUUGAUUCAAUACAUUCUGUGCUGUUGUACAAAUUAAUGGAUAUAAUUAAAAAACAAUUACCAAACGUG
Xiphophorus hellerii (green swordtail) is the source of this 670-nucleotide messenger RNA. It is a transcript of the gene cox5ab, whose product is annotated as cytochrome c oxidase subunit 5Ab. Gene Ontology annotation, cellular component: mitochondrial inner membrane; respiratory chain complex IV. Lineage: Eukaryota; Metazoa; Chordata; Actinopteri; Cyprinodontiformes; Poeciliidae. Bases 114 to 539 code for a protein of 141 amino acids. Gene Ontology annotation, biological process: mitochondrial electron transport, cytochrome c to oxygen. The transcript is spliced from 5 exons. The record is from RefSeq and is a predicted model, not a curated record.